This is a messenger RNA of Bufo gargarizans (Asiatic toad), 1446 nucleotides long. Its product is annotated as oocyte zinc finger protein XlCOF19-like. Gene Ontology annotation, cellular component: nucleus. Gene Ontology annotation, biological process: central nervous system development; regulation of transcription by RNA polymerase II. The coding region runs from base 24 to 950 and encodes 308 amino acids. Gene Ontology annotation, molecular function: RNA polymerase II cis-regulatory region sequence-specific DNA binding; DNA-binding transcription factor activity, RNA polymerase II-specific. NCBI's taxonomy places the organism in Eukaryota, Metazoa, Chordata, Amphibia, Anura, Bufonidae. The transcript has 4 exons. The record is from RefSeq and is a predicted model, not a curated record.
AGGAUCAGUACAAGGACGUCCUGAUGGAGGACCACCAGUCCCUCACAGCACAGGAUGGAUCCGGUAAGAGGAGUACACCCCAGAGAUGCCCCAGUCCUCAGGAUGGAUCAAGCAUCAAUCAUCCUCAGAUGGACCACCUGAUUAUUGUCAAGGUGGAAGAGCUGGAGGAAGACGAGGAGCAUUAUAAGGCUGAUCUCCUGUCUAAGGAGGAGGAAACUCCUACAAAUCCCAGCACAGGAGAUGAAGGCUCCAGAGGAUCGGAGGGAAAUCUCCCUUCAUAUUCAGAUUGUGAAGCGGAACAUAAUAUCACACCAGAUCCUUAUGAAGACCCCCCUGUUUCUCCUAACUUCCCUUCAGCCCACCAGAGUGGAGAUCCAUCAUGUGAUCCCGCUACACUCGCAGAACCCUCAUCGGAUCAGUCGCAGGUUCGUAAACCAUUCCCGUGGGCCGAGUAUAGGGAAUAUUGUAGAAACAGAUUAAAUGUGUUGACGCAGAAGACAAGUCCCCGAGAGGAGAGACAAUUCCCGUGUCCGGAAUGUGAGAAAUGUUUUUCAUACAAAUCAAAUCUUUACGACCAUCUAAAAAUUCACACCGGGGAGAGGCCGUAUUUAUGUUCAGAUUGCGGGAAAUGCUUCACCCGCAGAUCGGACCUUGUGAGACAUCACAGAACCCACACCGGGGAGAGGCCGUAUUCCUGCCCGGACUGCGGCAAAAAGUUUGCCAUGAAAUCAGUUCUUGUCGGACAUCGGAAAAUUCACACCGGGGAGAAGCCCUUCUCCUGUCUGGAAUGUGGGAAAAGCUUCAACCGGAAAUUCAGCCUCGCCGUCCAUCAGAGGACUCACACCGGGGAGCGGCCAUUUUCAUGUACGGAAUGUGAGAAAUCGUAUACGAACAAGAAACAACUGGUCCUGCAUCAGAGGGCGCACACGAAGGCGAAGACGUUGUCUUGACCAGAACGCGGGGAAUGUUGUAGUCGUAAAUCUCUGUACACAGGAGCAAGAUCACUUUUGUGUUUUGCUUUUUUUUUUUUUGUGAAAAAUCUUACAGAUUGGGUGUUAACGAAAAAUUUGGUUUUGUGCCUUUUUUUUUUUUUUUAAGGUGCCAUUUUUUUCACACUUUUUUUUUAUUUUCUUAUUAUUAUUUAUUAUUAAAGCGCUGUUCAUUCCAUAGCGCUGUACAUAUGAUAGGGGUCAUGUUUGGUGUAAAAAAGUUGGAGAACCCUUUUUUUGUGACGGGGGCCAGGACAUUGGGCCAAACACAUUUACUAUCUCAUCAGACGUGACAGCUACUCUAGUCAGGGGCUGGAGUCUUUUUUACUCCCAAGUGCACGGACUGCUGGUGGUGCACCUAAUGUAUGACUAGGCCUGAGUCUCAUCAUAAAUUAGGUGCUUUCUCCACUAGCGAUAGGGGGGUGGGAACAAAGAGCGGCUUUAAAAGCCUGUCUUU